ACAACGUAGAGUUAUUUUUUCAAUAUAAUGAUUACUGUAAUAAUGAAUACAGCAUGAAUGAAAGGUGAGCCUAGCUGUAGGCACAACCGAAACAUAUGAAAUAAACGCAGAUGAAUUCCGAAUCAGCAAGGAAGAGCAUUUGUGUCAUUAGAUUUUGCAAAAAGUCCCAAAAAGGUAAAACUGUAUGGAUUUUCAUAAACAAUCGCAAGUACUUUUUUACCGCUUACUCCCUCCCUCGCGGCUCAUUCUAUACGCAACGAAUCAGCGCGAAUGGGAAAUAACAAUAGUCAAUAUGGCGGAUAACGGAUUGAUGGUUACGAUUUCUGGUGCAGCUCUUUCGCUGUUGUUUUACGAAAAUGCACGGAGCCGAGGUGAUCAGAUGGGAUUUCUGCUGGGAGAAGUUAUGUCAUUCGUUACCAAAAACGUUACUGAUUCAGAGAGACAUGUGGAGUCGGUAAAGGUUCAUGUUGAUAUUCAAAGUGUAGUAAAAUGCCUACCAACGGAUCAGAUUUACGACUCGGGUGGAAAAGUAAAUGAAGAAAAACUGAAGGACAUAAUGAGGGACAAGGGUAAGAGCGUCGUGGGAUGGUUCAGAUUCCGUCGUAAUGCCUCACUGACCCCCACUUUGAGGGAUAAAAUACUCCACAAACAGUUUCUAUCGAUCUUUCGAGGCGCCGGUAAUCAGAUCAAUGAGAAUUAUUUUGUCGUUUGUAUGCUUAAUGCCUCUGUGUCUCCGGGAGAAGGGACUCACAAGUUCAAACAUGUUUUUCUUCAUUAUAAACGUGGAAUGUACAAUGCAGUUCCACUGAGGAUUAACAACCUGGGACAUGACGCCACGAAACACGAUGGAACAGACUACAAACCAACGCCUAGAAAAUAUUCCAAUGAGAAAGAUCCUUUUGCAAAGCUCAUUAACUCAUUACAUUUGAAUUUGGCUCGCACGCCUGGUAUUCAAUCGAUCUGCCAGAUCGAGGAAGCUGCUGAGCAAUACCUGGAGGAACUAGUGCCCCAGGUUGUCAAGACUGAUUUGGAGGUCGCUGCACUGGAGAAUAAGGUGCUGGAGGCCCGAAAAAAGGUGUUCGAGAAAAUCAUGCAAAAGGACAUCGAAAGGAAAGAGAAACGCAGUAUUGAUAAUAAGUAUAGAGCUCGGAGGGAGAGGGAUAAGGUUCAGAGGAAUGAGGAGCCCACUUCCAGUGCUCCCCGUUGUCAGGAUGUUGUAUAUAUGCAGGACGAGACAUCAGUCACUAGUAAGCAAAAGAAUCGCUCUGCCGUGGAAUUCGUUAACCGAUCAUCACUCACCCGUGAUAGGGUUCGAAAUCCCUAUGCAGUUAACAAUAAAAAAAGCUUUGCACAGUCAAGCAGCGAUGAAAAUCUCUGAAGGUACGCUGAAUGACUGUACUACUCUACGACUGUUGAUAAUUCAUAAAAUUGCGUUCAUACUUUCAUCGAGCUAUUUUUUCAUUCAUUUAAUUUUUUUCUGCAUUUUGAAAAAAAAUUGAGACGUUAAAAGAGACUAAAUAGGAGAGUUUAAUAUUUAUCCAAAGAGAUUGUUAUCUGUAUCGUUGGAUUAAAAUACCCAAUGUAUUUUCUAUCACAGAGACCCACUGAUAAUAUACGUCGCUGUAAAUAUUUUCUUACGUGAAAAUAUAAUUAUUAACGAGGGUUAAUACUUAAGUCCGUUUAUUCAUCACUUGUACUUUCAAUUUGUUUUUUAUUCAUUUAUUUACAAUUUGCAUUAUUAAAUUUUUUUGGCUUUCUGACGAGAGAAAAGAAAAACAAAAUUAAUAACAAAGUGUUGAUAAUAAACUAAAUGGCCUAUAAA
This is a messenger RNA of Diachasmimorpha longicaudata, 1822 nucleotides long. Its product is annotated as BRISC complex subunit FAM175B-like. The transcript is spliced from 7 exons. Gene Ontology annotation, cellular component: nucleus. Gene Ontology annotation, molecular function: microtubule binding; polyubiquitin modification-dependent protein binding. Lineage: Eukaryota; Metazoa; Arthropoda; Insecta; Hymenoptera; Braconidae. Gene Ontology annotation, biological process: attachment of spindle microtubules to kinetochore; mitotic spindle assembly; protein K63-linked deubiquitination. The coding region runs from base 185 to 1378 and encodes 397 amino acids. The record is from RefSeq and is a predicted model, not a curated record.